This is a messenger RNA of Metopolophium dirhodum (rose-grain aphid), 2859 nucleotides long. RefSeq names its product acyl-CoA Delta-9 desaturase-like. The transcript is spliced from 5 exons. Gene Ontology annotation, biological process: unsaturated fatty acid biosynthetic process. The record is from RefSeq and is a predicted model, not a curated record. NCBI's taxonomy places the organism in Eukaryota, Metazoa, Arthropoda, Insecta, Hemiptera, Aphididae. Gene Ontology annotation, molecular function: iron ion binding; stearoyl-CoA 9-desaturase activity. Gene Ontology annotation, cellular component: endoplasmic reticulum membrane. The coding region runs from base 1472 to 2515 and encodes 347 amino acids.
UAAAUUAUAUAAAUUAUAAGUACACAUGUUCUUAACAAAAAUAAUAAAUAAUUAAUUAAUAAAGUAGUAUAAAUAAAUUAGUGUGUAAGCAUCAGUUUAUAGUCUACGACGCAAAGACAAUAAGAUUGUAAUUAUAAAUAAUAAUAUAGGAAGUAGAAAUUCAAAUUUUGAAUUAGCUUUAAAAAUUAUGGUAAAACUUUAAAAAAAAAUAACAACGGGAACUGUCAUAUAUUGUAGACAGUCUCUAAUAUAAUGGUAUUUCUAUACUCUAUUUAGGCUAAAAGUAUACAAAAACGCGCUGUCAUUGGCUACACCUUACUGGCACACCCCCCCCCCCCCUCACCACUAACCUAACCCCUAACCUGCGUAUCACGUGACCUACCUGCACGAAACCAGACGCGUUUUCGUUGUACACUUUUUCACUCUUAGCCUGAAUAUAUUAGAAUAAUUGCUCUGGUCAUCAAAUUCAAUGGAUGAUUUUCGUAAAAAAUUGGAUCUAAGUGGUUUUUGGGAGGACAAAAUUGAAAAUGUUCAGUUCUUUUUAAAAUAUUCGUGAAAAACUAAAAAAAAAUACAAACAUUUGUUAACAUUUAUUAAAAUUUUAAUAUUAUUAUUAAAGUAUUUGGUAACCUUGGUUACAAAAAGUUAGAUUGCCUUCGCUUAGAUUAUAGGGGGUUUCCCUCUUUAUCAGAUGUUGAUGGGUUAACGAUGUGUGUCCGAUUCGCAUUCUGUUGAUUGCAGUUUCUAUUUUUCUUGAGAUGUCCGGUGGAAAGGGCCAUGCUAGGAAUUAGGAUGGUGUGUUUAAUUUUGUUAAGUUUUGAAGAACUUAUAGUGUCCAAGCCCGAAGUGUUGCUUGUGAUUAUUUUUGAUAUAGAUUUAGCGUCGUGUAGGGUAAAACCAUUAAGUUUUAUAGCGUCCGGGAAGGUUAUUGCUUUGCGAGUUUUUUCGACGGCUCUCUCGUUCCCCGCGAUUUGACUUUCACUGGGAAUCCAUAUCAAGAUGAUAGAGUAGCCGGAAUUCGUGAGGUAAUAAUUAUUAUUUUCUGGAUGAUAAUGUCACAUGUAUUGCUAAUGUAAUCUUUCCUCUCUUUUCUCGAAGAAAAGGCACCGAUUGGCCUAUAAUAAUAUAACAUAUCUGAUAUCAAUUCUUACAGUUAGGGGUUCCCAAAAUCUAAAAACCAAUUAUUUUUAAGUACCUAACUAUUCGUGACUCGAUGAAUUUGAUCUAAUUAACAAUUAAGCGUAGGAAUUAGGAAAUAUGAAUUUUGAAAUGCAAUACUAAUUAAUAUUUAAGCCAAAUUAUAUAACUAAAAUAAAUAAUUCAUCGUGACAACACCAUGACUGUUAUAACUUAUAAUCGUGAAAUUGUAACUACGUUAAAUUACCUACCUACCUAAUGUUUCAAGUGCACUCACUUACAAUAUUACUGUAGUACCUAACCACAAGGAACGGCAUUUGAAGAGAUAGUUAUAAUGAACGACUCAGCAGAAAUUUUAGUUUGCGGUGGUACUUUACCCGACGCUCGACCGAUCGAAAAACAACCCCAUCAACCGAUUGUUUGGCGCAAUGUUAUAUUGUGCUCGUUGGUCCAUUUGGGUGCACUAUAUGGCGUCUAUUUGGCGUUUACUUCUGCGAAAAUCACUACGACUGUUUUCGCCAUCUGUUUGUAUCAAAUUACUGCAAUUGGUGUCACCGCUGGAUCACAUAGACUUUGGUCGCAUCGGGCGUACAAAGCGAAAUGGCAAUUACGUGUCAUUAUUAUUGUUCUCAAUACAAUAGCGUUUCAGAAUUCGGUUUACGAAUGGGCCCGCGAUCAUAGGCUACACCACAAGUACACAGAUACGAAUGCCGAUCCGCACAACUCGAAUAGAGGGAUGUUUUUCUCGCACGUUGGUUGGCUACUGUGCCGGAAACACCCGGACGUCAUCGAGAAGGGUCGAACCAUCGACACCAGUGAUUUGUUGGCCGAUCCGAUUGUGGCGUUCCAAAAAAAAUAUUUCUGGUUCCUGAUAACAUGGGCGUGUUUCAUUAUACCAACACUUAUACCGGUGUACUUUUGGGGUGAAACGUGGAGCAAUUCUUGGUACGUGGCUGUUUUGUUGCGGUACGCGCUCACACUUAACGGAAUUUGGUUGAUCAACAGCGCCGCACACACGUGGGGAGCAAAACCAUACGAUAGGUCCAUCAACGCGGCGGAGAACCUUGCUGUGGCUAUAAUGUCGGUGGGCGAGGGUUGGCACAACUACCACCACGUGUUCCCAUGGGAUUACAAGGCGGCGGAAUUGGGCAAUUACAAGUUCAACUUCACCACCGCGUUCAUCGACCUGUUCACAAAAGUCGGGUGGGCCUACGACCUGAAAACCACGUCGCCGGAGUUCGUGUGCAGACGGGCCUCGCGUACCGGCCUGAUCGAGUCCCAGGAUAACUCGGUGCCACUACCGUGGGGCUGGAACGACCGAGACUUACCGCAGUCGGACCGCAUGGAAGCCACGAUCGUAAACAGGAAGCGAGGUUGAACAAUAGAAAAUUAUUAUUACUGUUGUUCGUAUACCUACUAAAUAUUAUAAUGCGUAUUGUCGCUUUAAUCCUUACACACUGUGAAUUCGCACCAAAAAAUACCUAAAAAAAAGUGUGAACGUAUAAUAAUAAACUCGCUGCGCAUAUUACGAUUUAAAAGUUUGCUUAUUUUACGAUUGUAAAUAUGUAUCGUAUCAAAUAAAUAUAAAUCUUAUAACAAAGCCGAAAAAAUUUCAACACUUUAUUAUAUAUUAUAAUAUUAUUAAUAUUAUACUACAAUACCUAUGUAACAUCAUAUAAUUAUACACCACACGUCGGUCUAUAUUUGUAUAAUAACAGUAUA